AUGGUUUUUGCGACGAUGGUGAGGUGGGCGGCGAAGAAGCCGAAGCCGAAGAUGAAGCCCAUCGAGCUGAAGACCCCACCGGAGCAGACGCAGACCAUCACCCGCACCCUCUUCGACAUCGUCCGAGAGCACGGGCCUCUCACUAUCGGCGAAACCUGGGAUCGCGUCAAGGUCUCCCACUCCUCCUCCCCCCCCCCCAUUAUAACCUCCCGACUUCCACGCUGCUGUCGUCCGUCAAUAACCUGCCGGUACAUUUUCCCUGCUUUAUAUCUGUUCUCGUUGGGUGGCCGGUAGUAGGAUUGGCAUUUAGGUAUGAUAGUAGGAUUGCCAAAAUAUUGAUGUGAUGAUUUCCAGAGGAUCAAACUCCGAUCAACUGUCUGGGAAAAUCCAGACGGCCUAAAUUCUCCUAUAGCGCAUCUAAAAUAGGAUAAGUUACUAGCAAUUCCAAUAAAAUGUUGGUCACUAAUCUAGUCCAAGGGCUCCUUCAUAUUCAGUAUGGAAGGGGAGAUGAGAGAGUUUGGCCUCUAGUUCUGUUAGACAUGCUGAUUCUUCCUCUGACGAUCUUUUAAUGUCCAUUCUUCGUUUUAUUUCCUUUCCUCCCCUGAAAUGAGAUCAUCAACCUAGAAAACUCUAUGGCUUUUUUGGCAUCAAUUAGUGAUCCCUUGAUUACUGCUUUUCCGUAAAUUUCUCCUCUCCUCCUCAUUAAGCUCAUCAGAUAGAUGGUUUAAUUAUAUUUUUGGCAUAAAUUGUGUGGAGCUUUUUGGGGACAGUACAUCCGAUCUCAUUCUCUUACCAGUAGGAUCUCUUCUGGAGCAAAAGUGUAGUAAUUGCCAACUUUUUGGGACUCACAUUAAUGGCUGGCUUUCAUGAUAAGCUGUUUCACCGUUAGGAUUGAAUGCUAGAGUUUCCCAUUAUUUCCCCUUUAAAUAUCAUAUUCUUCCUUCAUAAUUUGCUAUUGUUAGCAAUUUUCCCACAACUCUUCUUGGUUUUGUCAUUUUCGCCCUCUAUUAUUUUCCCUAUGGUAGAUCAGCCAGCAUCCUACGGUUAUCAAAGAAAUCCUGAAACUUUCAAAUACGCCACUGGCAGUAUUUUUAUCUGAAAAGGGUAGGAUCAUUGGGAAUUGAGGCAUAAAGUUGAGGAGUUCAGGAGGAGUCUAUGGAUGACCUGCCCAUGGCUGACAACCAAAGCUUGCUGUUUCUUAUCGUAGAAUGAAGUUAUAGUGUAUCCGGAUUUCAUACGACCAGAGCUGCUGAUCUGGCUAUUCUACCUAAUUUUGGAUUUUAUAUGAUAAAAAAAGAAUGAUUAUUACAGUCAUGCAUGUAAAUAUAAUCAGAGUAACUGAAAAGGGUGCAUUUGUACGAUAAAGAGUCAACUUUGCCAUUCCUCUUCUUCUGAUUCGAUUCUGACAGCUGGAGAGCAGAAGUUCUGGCAGCUGCACUGCUGAAUAAAAAGUGGUCAUUCCAAGUAAGAUCAAAUCAGACCAGACAGUAACUCACCCUACCUUCCUGGAAUUAUAAAGUUUCAGGCAGAUUCUGCCGCAUAAACUGGUCCUGCUCAUCCCAGUUUUAUGCUGUUAUUACGUCCAUUUCAGAUAUUAAAGCCUGGAUUCAAGACUUUAUGGUAAAAAAAUACUCCACGAAGCCAAUCUGUCAGCAUUCCGAAAGGAGUUCAGGAGAUAAAAAACCCUAUUUCUUUAUUAUUUAUAAGAUUAAGACACUGUCUUCACAGAAAUUGAAGAGGCAUCAAUGUUAAAAUUUACUUUUUCCACCAACCUCCUGGGGAUGUUAUUGUCAACAGAAACUACAUGAGAAGAUAAGACCUCAACAAUUUGGAGUGAUUAUGGUUGAUAUUUCGUUAUUUAGUCUCUCUGCGAAAGGCUCUUUGAACUCCGUUCAUAUUGAUAUCUCAUUUCAUUAUAGGCAUAUUUCGCCUCUAUUUUUUUCAUUCUGGGUCAUUUUCUCAUGGCAUGCUAUUUGUUUAUGGUUUACUCGGUACUUCCACAAAUCUCCCCAUAUUAUUGGCUCCCAGGUUCUCUCCUUCAUGCAAUCUGCCAAUCAGGGAAAAAUGACUAGUAUUCCAUUACAGCUCUUUUCUUAACUAUUAUAUCCCAUUCAUUAUUUUCAUACUUUUUGUCUUAUCGUAUGAAUUUACUUAAUGAAUCAGAGCGCUUUCGACUUGAUGCCCUCUAUAUUUUCUGAAACAUAUCGAGUAAUCUUUCCGUGGUUAAACUUGUCCUGAAGUUUUUCUGGUUGCCAAAACUUUUCUGGGACGAAAAUGGGUAAAAACUUUCCUUCGAGAUAUUGGGUCGUCCACAUCAAAACCUAUAAUGACUUGAAUCGCAGGUUUGUUUCUCUAUUCUUAGUAAACACCGGGAUUCAAGGUGCAAUCAUGCCAUCAUGCUAUUCUCCAGAAAAUCUCUACUUGGAAACAGUUAAUCAUCACCAUUGGUGCCUCAGAUGCUGUGCACAUGUUCAUAUAAUUAAUAAUGUAAAAUCAUUACUUCAACAGUACAUUGGGAUGAUUAUUACAGACCACAUCUAUUUUAAGUCGCCUCUUUCAGAGUUAUUUCUGCAAGUCUAUGUACUCCAGAUCAGUUUUCUCCAGGGAUAUUUCCCAGAGAGGAGGGAUUCGUACGCAUUCUGACUUGCAUGAAAAACUUGACGACCUUUUCUUCAACGAAUAGCCUUUUAAUUUCCAUUUAUAAUUGAUUAGAAAAGAUAUUAGCUUCCAGUUCCUGAUAAAAUUUGUUUUCUUCAUAUUUUAAUUUUUUAUUCGAUUUGGCAAGUUGAAAUCAUCUGUGGCAAACUUUUUCUGGAUAAAUCCCAGGAGGUUGGCUUGACUGGCCUGACGAGCAAGAGGCAUAUGAAAAUAUUGCUGAGAUGGAUGAGGGAGAGGCAGAAACUACGGAUGAUCUGCAACCAUUCUGGCGACCACAAGCAAUUUCUGUACACCACGUGGUUUACACAGGCUAAGCUCAAUCCGGAAAGGCCUGGUAAACAAGAUGAUCACUGA
Molecule: messenger RNA, 3012 nt
Organism: Spirodela intermedia
Lineage: Eukaryota; Viridiplantae; Streptophyta; Magnoliopsida; Alismatales; Araceae
Source: the annotation of a GenBank genome assembly